AUGGGCGCUGCGAGGAUGUCUCGGCUGCGCUGGACAGUUCCUCCAGCUGCCAUUGCGGCAUAUACAGCGGGGCAAUGGACGCAGCCUAGGAGGCCCCUUCGGCAGUCCCACUACUCCACACCGUCUGCGCAGUACGAUGCCAAUUCGAAGUCGCAAAGCUCUUCACCCAGACAAUCGACCUCACAAAUUGCCGAAGACCAAAAUUCUGCUUGGUUCAAGAUUGUGCAGAAGCUCGAUGAAGUGAAACACACUGUUGGGGUUCCGGACUACAUUGUCCCUGAUUGGGCGCGAUUCCUCCCGGCAACGGCCCAGAAGCUCCAGCGAGAGCUCUCUAUGGCGCCUGGAUCUUUAGCAGACGAUAUCUGGAAGGAGGCACAUGAUCCUGAUCUCAACCCAGAGAUCUUGAGGGAUGCCAAAGUACGAGUGAGUGGAGACUUGUGUGAGGAAGAGAAGGAGUUCCGACGUAAGCGUCAAAAGCAUGCUGUUAAAGCAUUAGCUGAAUAUCUGAAUAUCCCGGAGGAGGAUAUUCACCCUGAAGACGUGCCUGUCAUUGCUAUGUGUGGAUCAGGAGGUGGCUUGCGCGCCCUAGUUGCAGGAACUGGGUCGUACUUGGCUGCACAGGAAUCUGGGCUGUGGGACUGUGUGACCUAUACUGCAGGAGUAAGUGGUAGCUGCUGGCUUCAGACCCUGUACAAUUCUUCCAUUACGGACCGGAAUUUCAACAAGCUUGUUGAUCAUCUGAAGAGCCGGCUGGAUGUACAUAUUGCUUUCCCACCUAAAGCUCUGAACCUCCUUACCACUGCUCCAACCAACAAGUACCUAUUGAGUGGCUUUGUCGAGAAGCUUAAAGGUGACCCUGGGGCUGAUUUUGGCCUUGUGGACAUCUACGGACUGCUGCUCGCUGCUCGACUGAUGGUCCCCCGAGGAGAGCUCGGAGUUCUGGACUCUGAUCUUAAAUUGUCGCAGCAGCAAGCAAACUUACUAGAUGGGUCUAACCCUCUUCCAAUCUACACUGCUGUUCGGCAUGAAAUCCCCAUGAUGGAAAAUGAAAACGGGGAAUCCUCAGUGAUGCCAGAAGAAGUGAUGAGGGAAGCAAACCGCGAGGCCUGGUUCCAAUGGUUUGAGUUCACACCUUAUGAGUUCUUUUGCGAGGAGCUAGGUGCAGGUAUUCCAACAUGGGCGCUGGGACGCCACUUUCAAGGUGGCAACAGUGAUCUAUCACGGGAGAAUUUCCCCAUUCCGGAACUGCGGAUUCCAGGCUUGAUGGGUAUCUGGGGGAGUGCUUUCUGUGCAACUCUAUCUCACUACUACAAAGAGAUCCGUCCCUUGGUGACAGGUCUUGCAGGCUUUGGUGGAAUUGAUUCUCUCAUCCAAGGCAAAAAUAAGGACUUAAUUCGAGUCCAUCCUAUUGACCCCGCCACUAUCCCCAACUAUGUGAUAGGCAUGAAGGGCCAACUUCCUGACUCGUGCCCUGACUCUAUCUUUCAGAGUACUCAUCUCCGUCUUAUGGAUGCUGGCAUGAGCAAUAACCUCCCGAUUUACCCACUGCUGCGACCUGGACGGGAUGUUGACAUUCUAGUUGCGUUCGAUGCAUCUGCCGAUAUCAAACGCGAGAACUGGCUGUCAGUGGUGGAUGGUUAUGCUAAACAGCGAGGAAUCAAGAGCUGGCCCGUCGGUGCUGGGUGGCCCAAAGCGAGUGACAGUCUCGAGGAUACAGAGAAAGCAUUGCGCGAACCACAAAAUAUCUCAGAUGAAAAAGCGAACGAGAAGAUCACCAAUGCUCAAAGUCAUCCUGAAAACCAGCUCGAUCCCUCAAAGAAGACUAGUUCUGCUAACACUGAAUCAGAGCUGGGCUAUUGUAACGUAUGGGUAGGGACCACAGAGGAACGGACCUCUCAUGGUGAACUACCCCCAUCCAAACGUCUUUUCCAUCCCGAUACCACUGCCGAUCACUCCGAGUCGGACUUUCACCUUAUGCGGCCUGACGCGGGUAUCGCUGUUGUCUACUUCCCUCUUCUCCCCAAUCCAUCCGCGCCUCAACUUCCACCCGCUGUCAAAACACGUCCACUAGCGGCUGCCCAUUCCAUGAAAAAUGAGGCCAAGGAGGAAGACAAGGGCCCUACUCCUCACCCUAACACUAUUGAUCCAGAUGUGGAUGACUUCUUGUCUACAUGGAACUUCAUAUAUAGCCCCGAGCAGAUUGAUUCUGUGGUUGGAUUAGCCAAGGCUAAUUUCGCCGAGGGCAACGAGCAAGUGCGUCGCGUUGUACGUGCAGUAUAUGAACGCCGAAAAGCCGAUCGGUUGCGCCGUGAAGAAGAAGAGGCUCGCAAGAGUAUGGAGGGCUUUGUACCUCUGUAA
This is a messenger RNA of Penicillium malachiteum, 2358 nucleotides long. RefSeq names its product putative phospholipase A2 (PlaA). Bases 1 to 2358 code for a protein of 785 amino acids. The transcript has 2 exons. Gene Ontology annotation, biological process: glycerophospholipid catabolic process. Gene Ontology annotation, molecular function: A2-type glycerophospholipase activity. Lineage: Eukaryota; Fungi; Ascomycota; Eurotiomycetes; Eurotiales; Aspergillaceae. Gene Ontology annotation, cellular component: cytosol. The record is from RefSeq and is a predicted model, not a curated record.